Messenger RNA from Panicum hallii, 1112 nucleotides. RefSeq names its product ras-related protein Rab-2-B-like. NCBI's taxonomy places the organism in Eukaryota, Viridiplantae, Streptophyta, Magnoliopsida, Poales, Poaceae. The record is from RefSeq and is a predicted model, not a curated record. The transcript has 6 exons. Gene Ontology annotation, molecular function: GTPase activity; GTP binding. Gene Ontology annotation, cellular component: Golgi apparatus. The coding region runs from base 222 to 854 and encodes 210 amino acids.
GUCGCGUCGGUUACGUUUCGCUGCCCCCCUUCCCCGUUCGGCCUGCACAGCCCCACCCCCGCAAGUGCCCAACGCAGCACGACGAUUCCUCCCUCCCCGCUUCCCCUCCACCAGGGUCGAAACGAAUCGAAUCCUCCGGAACUCGCCGCCGCUUCUCCUCGCAGCCCGGGAGCACCCCUAGCGUCUCCGCCGCCGGGACCGACCGAUCCGAUCUACCGAGGAUGUCGUACGCCUACCUCUUCAAGUACAUCAUCAUCGGCGACACAGGCGUGGGGAAGUCGUGCCUGCUGCUGCAGUUCACCGACAAGCGCUUCCAGCCUGUGCACGACCUCACCAUCGGCGUCGAGUUCGGCGCCCGCAUGAUCACCAUCGACAAUAAGCCCAUCAAGCUCCAGAUUUGGGACACGGCUGGCCAAGAAUCAUUCAGAUCUAUUACUAGAUCGUACUACAGAGGGGCUGCUGGUGCCCUCUUGGUGUAUGAUAUCACCAGGAGGGAGACCUUCAAUCACCUCGCAAGCUGGCUAGAAGAUGCAAGGCAGCAUGCAAAUGCUAACAUGACAGUUAUGCUGAUUGGAAACAAAUGUGAUCUGUCUCAUAGGCGUGCUGUCAGCUACGAGGAAGGUGAACAGUUUGCCAAGGAGCAUGGUCUGGUCUUUAUGGAGGCAUCUGCGAAAACUGCACAAAAUGUUGAGGAGGCAUUCAUUAAGACAGCUGGAACAAUAUACAAGAAAAUCCAAGAUGGCAUAUUUGAUGUAUCAAACGAGUCCAAUGGAAUCAAAGUUGGCUACGCUGUCCCCAACUCAUCUGGAGGUGCUGCUGGCUCGUCCUCUCAGGCAGGUGGCUGCUGCAGCUGAGGUGGUGGCGACAAGUCAUACCAUUGCUCAAGAUUCUCCCUGCAAAUAUCUUGAUGUAGCCUAUAGCUGGCACCGGAUGAUUUGUUCUUUCAGCAAUCCGUAAGCAAACCUUAAAUCAGUGUUAGCUGUCGUUUAUACUGUGCAAUCUUUCUGUAAAGCCAAACAUUCACGAUGUCUACCCUUUAGCGUCUGAUGUGACAAAAUUGAAAUCGGUUUAUGGUAUUCGUUUGUUCAAAAUGUAAAUAUGCUUCUCUGGCC